UACGUAGUACCAGUACGCGCCGUGAUCCAGGUUGGGUCUGUAUUGGAUCAGCACGCAACUUUGCAAUACAACAUCGAGUUUAGUUGCACUUUGUGUACGCGCAAAUUACAGUGAAAAACGUUGUUGUUACUUACAGUUGGACUUUAUAUCUACGUGUGCGUUUAUAUGACACUGAUGUGAAAUUAUUUGACUGAAAAAAAAUGUUUUUUUGAAGUGAAACUCGUUAUGUGUGAUGUGCAAAGGACGUAUGAGGUGCAUAUAUUGUAUAAAUAAAUAGUUGAGGAAGAAUUACUUUGCCAAUGUAGUUUUACAAAUAAACCAGUUAUUAUGUGGACUCAACAUUAAAAAAUGUGGUCGGCUAAGGAUUCGCCGUCGCACAGUAGGAUGGAAAAGUGUAGACGGAAGCUGAAGAGUGACCGACGGCAGCGAAGAGCGGUGACGCGCUGAUUCAAGAUGGCAACUGGCACACAAGCGGGAGGUGGGCCUCUCGCGCGUCUGCUGAUACUAGCCGUGUUACAAGUCAAUUUUAUAGCUCUAGGUCUGGAACCGGACUUCCUCUACCCGCUGGAGAACGUCACCAUAGCCCAAGGGAGAGACGCUACCUUCACGUGUGUGGUCAAUAACCUCGGUGGUUAUAGGGUGAGUGGCGACUCCGCCACCGCCAGGGUGGCAUGGAUCAAGGCGGACACUAAAGCGAUUCUGGCGAUACACGAACACGUGAUCACCAACAACGCGAGACUGAGCGUUACACACAGUGACUUCAACACGUGGACUCUCAACAUACGCGGGGUGAAACGGGAGGACAGGGGGCAGUACAUGUGCCAAGUUAACACAGACCCGAUGAAAAUGCAGACAGCAUUUCUAGAGGUAGUGAUACCUCCUGACAUAGUCUACGAAGAGACGUCAGGGGACAUGAUGGUACCCGAGGGGGGGUCCGCCAAACUUGUGUGCAAAGCGCGCGGCUUCCCCCCACCCAAAAUAGUGUGGAAAAGAGAAGACGGGGGUGAUAUCAUAUCAAGAGGUGGACCACAAGGUAAAACUAAAGUACCGACACUCGAAGGUGAGAUUGUAAAUCUCACUAAAGUGACUCGAUCAGAAAUGGGAGCCUACUUGUGCAUCGCAGCCAACGGUGUUCCGCCUACCGUCAGUAAAAGAAUAAUGCUUCAAGUGCACUUUCAUCCAUUAGUUCAAGUACCGAAUCAACUGGUGGGAGCGCCGACUGGCACGGAUGUCACCUUGCAGUGCCACGUGGAGGCUUCGCCCAGAGCUAUUAAUUACUGGACGAGAGAUAAUGGUAAGAAAGCUAAGUUAAACUAUUUUUAA
Molecule: messenger RNA, 1323 nt
Organism: Bicyclus anynana (squinting bush brown)
Lineage: Eukaryota; Metazoa; Arthropoda; Insecta; Lepidoptera; Nymphalidae
Gene: DIP-beta
Product: lachesin
Exons: 7
Coding region: 454-1323 (289 amino acids)
Cellular component (GO): neuron projection
Source: RefSeq, a predicted model, not a curated record